Helianthus annuus (common sunflower) is the source of this 4103-nucleotide messenger RNA. Its product is annotated as starch synthase 3, chloroplastic/amyloplastic. Bases 348 to 3860 code for a protein of 1170 amino acids. Lineage: Eukaryota; Viridiplantae; Streptophyta; Magnoliopsida; Asterales; Asteraceae. The record is from RefSeq and is a predicted model, not a curated record. The transcript has 15 exons. Gene Ontology annotation, molecular function: alpha-1,4-glucan glucosyltransferase (UDP-glucose donor) activity; starch binding.
AAGAAUUGCAAGCGCAAAACAAAACAACAGUUGGACUAAAAGUGUUAGUUAGCAAAUACUACAAGUAUAACAGUGUAAUUUACACUAAAAUAAAGGAAGAAACUUUCAAAAUCACAUGCAUUUGCAGCACCCUUGAGGCCCAGAUUUUGCUGCUAUCACACAGGAACCAAAACAUAAUCUUGUAGUCUUACUAGACCACUUCUUUCUCCUUCAGUUUCUCCAAUAACCCCAUCAAUCCCAAUUAUCAAACAUUCAUGCCCUAAAACUGACCCACAUCAAAAGCUGUAAUCUUGAGGUGAAAUAGUGAUCAAGAUUCAAGAACAGUGAAGAAGGUGGCCAGCCCAGCCAUGGAAGCAUCAUCUUUACAGGUUAAUUCACCUGUGUGUUGUGGAAGAAUUGCUUUAAGAGACAAAACCCUUGUAAAGAUUAAACCUUUUAUUGGGUCUCACCCUUCAAGAAGAACUAAUUUGUGUUCUAAGUUUACGCAAUCGUGUUCGUGGUACAAAUAUUCGGUGAUUGCUGGGUUUUCGAGGCAGAUCAUUGCAAGUUCAGACUUCUCAAGAAGAAGGCGGUAUAAAGUGUCAACGCCAAGGGCAAACGACUCUGCACCAAAAGGAUUUAAGCCUAAACUGAACAGCCCGAGAAAAGAUCAGAAACCAAUUGAAGGGAAAGAAGGUCCGAACCCUUCUAUCUCAACUGAGGUUGUGAAUCCCACCAUAAAAGAAAGUAAAACCGAAGUCAAAGUUGAGAAAGUUCCCGAGUUAAGUCAACGGGCAGAAAAUGUAAAUAUUGAUGUUUUGGAUGCAAUUAGUGUAUCGGGAUCACAAAAAUCGAAACUAGAGGCGAUCACUAAUGGUGAUAAUCAGAUUGAAACAUUAAGCAGCGGAAAUGAUGAUGACGGUAAAUACGAUGAUCAUGAUCAUGAUAAUGGUGAUGAUGAUGAUGAUGAUGAUGAGGAAGCUUCUAGAAUGUUGAAGCUAGAAAUGGAAGCAAAACUACUAAAACAGAAAGUGGAAGAACAAGAAAGAAUAAUUAAACAGAAAAUGGAAGACGAAGAAAAGUUACGUAAACAGAAAAUGGAAGAAGAAUUGCGAAAGAAAGAGAUGGAAGCAAAAUUAAGAAUUCAAGAACUCAAAUCUAUCGCUACUGAGACGCUUGUUAAAGGCGAAAAAAUAUUUUAUUAUCCAAAGAUUGUGACACCUGAUCAAGAUAUAGAAAUCUUUCUAAACAGAACCAUUUCGAGUUUAUACGAAGCAUCCGAAAUCUUGAUAAUGGGAGCGUUUAACGACUGGCGAUACAAAUCUUUCACUGUCAAAUUGGAAAAAACAAAUUUUGGCAUGGAUUGGUGGUCUUGUCGAAUUCAUGUUCCGAAAGAAGCGUAUAUGAUAAACUUCGUGUUUUUUAACGGGAAAGAUGUAUACGAAAACAAUGAAAUGAAAGAUUUUUGUAUUGACGUGGAGGGCGGAAUGGAUGUUUAUGAAUUUGAAGAACUUAUGCUCGAGGAAAAACGAAGAGAACUUGAAAGACUUGCGAAAGAAGAAUACGAGAGAGAGAAAGAAGCGGAAGAACAAAGACGGAUCGAGGAAGAAAAGGCGGCUAGUGAAGCGGAUAGAUUGCAAGCGAAAAAUGAAGCGGAAAGAAGAAGGGGGAUACUUGAAGAACAAUUACAAAAGGCGGUGAAGAAUGAUGAUAAUGUAUGGUAUAUAGAACCUAGUGAGUUUAAAGAGGAAGAUAUGGUUAGAUUAUAUUAUAAUAAGGGUGUGGGCCCGCUUGCAAAUGCUAAAGAUGUAUGGAUUCAUGGAGGGUAUAACAACUGGAAAGAUGGAUUGUCGAUUGUUGAGAAGCUUGAGAAACUUGAGGGAAAAGUUGGCGAUUGGUGGUAUGCUAACGUUGUUGUCCCCAACCGCUCACUUGUCUUGGAUUGGGUUUUCGCUGAUGGUCCACCUCAGCAUUCCACCAUGUACGAUAACAAUAACCGCAAAGAUUUCCAUGCAAUUGUCCCCAUAUCCAUUCCACAAGAUCUCUUUUGGGCCGAGGAAGAACACGAGAUUUACAAGAAACUUCAAACUGAGAGACGGAUAAGAGAAGAAGAAAUCCGUGCUAAGGCCGAAAAAACAGCACGCAUGAAAGCAGAAACAAAAGAAAGAACAAUGAAAACAUUUUUGUUGUCGCAAAAGAACAUAGUCUACACGGACCCGCUUGAGGUCCAAGCUGGCGGCCUUGUGACAGUUCUAUACAAUCCCGCAAAUACGGUUUUAAACGGGAAGCCUGAAGUAUGGUUUAGAUGCUCUUUUAACCGUUGGACACAUCGCAUGGGUCUAUUGCCGCCUCAGAAAAUGUUGCCUGCAGAUAACGGGACACAUGUCAAAACCUCCGUUAAGGUGCCACUAGAUGCAUAUGUGAUGGAUUUUGUAUUCUCUGAGAAGGAAACCGAUGAUGGCGUUUUCGAUAAUAAAAAUGGUAUGGAUUACCAUUUACCUGUGUCUGGUGGAAUUGCAAAAGAACCCCCUAUGCAUAUUGUGCACAUUUCUGUUGAAAUGGCUCCCAUUGCAAAGGUGGGAGGCCUUGGUGAUGUGGUCACCAGUCUUUCUCGUGCUGUUCAGGAUUUAAACCACAACGUCGAUAUUAUUCUUCCAAAGUAUGAUUGCUUGAAUCUUAGCAAUGUGAAGGACUUAGGUUUCCAUAGGAGCUACUCAUGGGGUGGGACCGAAAUAAAAGUUUGGUUUGGGAAAGUCGAAGGACUUUCGGUCUACUUUUUGGAGCCCCAAAACGGACUGUUCUGGAAAGGAUGCAUUUAUGGUUGCAAUAAUGACGGGGAAAGAUUCGGGUUUUUCUGUCAUGCCGCCCUUGAAUUCCUUCUUCAAAGUGGUUUUCAUCCUGAUGUGAUUCAUUGUCAUGACUGGUCUAGUGCACCCGUUGCGUGGUUAUUCAAAGAGAAUUAUACACAUUAUGGUUUGAGUAAAGCACGAAUUGUCUUCACAAUUCAUAAUCUUGAAUUUGGGGCCCCACUAAUUGGGAAAGCCAUGCAGUAUGCUGACAAGGCUACGACGGUAUCUCCAACUUAUUCACGGGAGGUUUCUGGAAAUCCCGUGAUUGCCCCUCAUUUGUACAAGUUUCAUGGGAUACUUAACGGCAUUGACCCGGAUAUAUGGGACCCAUUUAACGACAAGUUCCUUCCUGUAUCUUACACUUCGGAAAACGUGGUCGAAGGCAAAAAAGCAGCCAAGGAAGCCUUGCAACAACGAGUGGGUCUAAAAAGGGCUGAUCUACCAUUAAUCGGAAUCAUCACCCGUUUGACUCAUCAAAAGGGAAUCCACCUAAUCAAGCACGCCAUCUGGCGGGCCCUAGACCGUGGCAGUCAGGUUGUGUUGCUGGGCUCGGCUCCCGAUCCUCGCAUCCAAAAUGACUUUGUUAAUUUAGCAAGCCAACUACAUUCUACACAUCACGACCGGGCCCGCCUAUGUUUGACCUACGAUGAACCUCUAUCCCACUUGAUAUAUGCUGCUUCUGAUUUCAUUUUAGUCCCCUCAAUAUUCGAGCCUUGUGGGCUAACGCAACUCACGGCUAUGAGAUAUGGAUCAAUACCUAUUGUUCGCAAAACCGGAGGACUUUAUGAUACCGUAUUUGAUGUGGAACAUGAUAAAGAGAGAGCACAAUCACAAGGGCUUGUACCAAACGGAUUUAAUUUUGAAGGAGCCGAUGCUGCUGGUGUCGAUUAUGCAGUCAACAGAGCAAUUUCGGCAUGGUAUGAAAGUCGGGAUUGGUUCAAUACAUUAUGCAAAGUGGUGAUGGAGCAAGAUUGGUCAUGGAACCGACCAGCUCUUGAUUAUCUGGAGCUCUAUCAUGCGGCUCGAAAGUGAAGAAAACUGCGGUUGAUUAGAUUAAAUAAGUAACAGACAGCCGGCCGUGGAAGAAUUUGUACAGGUCUUUUUCUUCUACGGUUAUGAUCCUCAAGAUGAUAGGGUUGUGUUUGUUGGUCAGUUUUAGAAUGGUGUGUGACAUUGAUAGUGUUUUUUAGAAGCCUCUCUAGUUUAUUUUUAAAUAAUAGUUGUUAUUGUUUCUGUUCUUAUUUUCUUUUGAAUAUGUACCAAUUUCCAGUCUCA